Messenger RNA from Penicillium paradoxum, 3642 nucleotides. Its product is annotated as condensin subunit YCS4. NCBI's taxonomy places the organism in Eukaryota, Fungi, Ascomycota, Eurotiomycetes, Eurotiales, Aspergillaceae. The transcript is spliced from 5 exons. Gene Ontology annotation, molecular function: histone binding. The coding region runs from base 1 to 3642 and encodes 1213 amino acids. Gene Ontology annotation, cellular component: nucleus; condensed chromosome, centromeric region. Gene Ontology annotation, biological process: meiotic chromosome condensation; mitotic cell cycle; mitotic chromosome condensation. The record is from RefSeq and is a predicted model, not a curated record.
AUGGAGGACAGAAUACAAUUCGACAUAAAUGAAUCGCUCAAGUAUUACUUGAGUGAUCCCGCUUCUAUUCCCACCCCCGAUGCGGACCCAGAAUUGUUGGAUUGCGAAUCGGAUCCCGAUCAACUUUCGCCAGCGCUGAUUGACAAUGUCUUGAACCCAAUCGUGGAUGCUGUCGCGGAGAACCCAGAAGGAAUAAUGCGAGCAUCUUUAUUUGACUCGUUACAAUUUUUGCUAAAGUGCGCCCCGGUCCCUUCCCAACUUGCCCAUGGAGGCUGGCGCCCGCCUGGACUCGAAUCUGACGAAUCUUUUCAUACUUGCAGAUACUCGACCCUUCUCCCCGCAAAGUAUUUGAGCAAACUUUUGGAUCUGGUUGUUUCUGGCCUGUCUGUUGAGGCAGAUAUAAUCCAUGGAGACCUUGAAUCCGAUGAUCAAGAUGCCAUUCAACACCACAAGCAGCUUCUAGAGAUGUAUGGGUUCCUCCUCCAAUGGGCAUUGUCUGCCGUCGAGGUCAAGGCAGCAGAGAAGCCUACCGAAGCCGCACCCGUGCGAAGAGGAGGACCCAAGUCCAAGAAAUCUGCCAAUAGUGGCCAGUGGGAUUGGACGCCCCAGAUCCAAAUAUCCAUGGAGACAAUGUGCAAGGUGAUGAAGCUUAAGCUAGGACGUAUUUUUCUGACUACUUCGGAUCGUGACACAUUUAUUACUCUAUUCACCCGCACAAUCUAUCUGGUCCUCGAAAGCGAGCAGCGAGUGAAGAGUAUGGCCAUUCGCAUGCAUGCAUUCAAAGUCCUUUGCAUUGCAGUCAAGCACCAUGGCCAGGCAUUUGGCGCUCAAACUUCCAUUGUGCAGAGCUUGACUUACUUUGAGCAUCUCUCGGAGCCGAUGGCCGAAUUUCUCCACAUUCUGGCCGAACAAUACGACUAUCCACAACUUUCCGAUGAGAUAUUGAAGGAGCUUGGAAACAAGGAAUUCAAUUCCAACGAUACAAGAGGCCCAAAGUCUGUAUCAACAUUUAUUAUCAAAUUAUCCGAACUUGCUCCCCGAUUGAUCAUCAAGCAAAUGACACUUUUGGCUAAACAGCUAGAUAGUGAGGCCUAUACGCUCCGUUGUGCAGUGAUCGAGGUCUGCGGGAAUCUCAUCUCCGAUCUUAGUCGACAGGAAGAACGCAGUGAUAAUUACAAGACCCAGAUCAACGCGUUCUUUGACGUUCUAGAGGAAAGAUUCCUCGACAUCAAUCCUUAUUGCCGCUGCCGGGCGAUUCAAGUAUUCAUGCGGAUCUGCGACUUGGAACAAAAGUUCCCCAAGAGGCGACAGGCGGCAGCGGAACUCGCUGCCAGAAGCUUGGAGGACAAGAGCAGCAAUGUUCGACGCAACGCCAUCAAGCUGCUGUCCAAACUUGUCUCCACGCAUCCUUUCAGCGUUAUGCAUGGAGGGCUACUCUCAUACAAGGACUGGACUGAGAGACUAGACGCGGUCGACGCUGAGCUAAAUGCAUUGCGACCCCCCGAAACGCCUGGCUUCGAGGCAGGUGACAUGACUCAAGUGGAUCCCGAACUACUGGACGACGCUACACAAUUGCCGGAUGAUUCUCCCUCGAAAGCACCCAGGAUGAGUGAAGAAGAGAAGAAUAUUGCCAUGCAGAAAGCCGCAGAGCAGGCGGCCACAUCCGAAUUAAUGACACGCCUUCAACUGACGAGGAAGUAUUACAACGAGGCCAUCCGGUUUAUUGAAGUGCUCCAUUCUGGGUCGACCAUCGUCACUCAGUUACUAUCCUCCCGGAAUAAGAGUGAGGUCAUUGAGGCUAUGGAUUUCUUCGUCGUGCUCGAUGCGUACAAGAUUGAGACCGCCCGCGGUGGAAUUCGCCGUAUGCUGCGUCUUAUCUGGACCAAGGGAAAUAGUGAUGAAGGGAAGGGUGUCCAGACCCAUUUAAUUGAUUGCUACAAGGGCCUAUUUUUCGACGCACCGGGCUCUUUCACCCCCAACGACGCUGCAAACUAUAUUGCCCGCAACAUGAUCAGUCUGACUUUUGGUGCCACUCCCGCAGAGCUCACUUGCCUCGAGCAGUUGCUCAGCACUAUGAUGAAGGCUGGAAAUGUAUCUGACGCAGUCAUCGCCAAGCUGUGGCAAGUUUACGGCAUACAGAAGAAGGAAAUCUCACGAACGCAGCGCAGAGGUUCAAUUAUUGUCCUCGGCAUGCUGGCUCUGGCAGAUCCAGAGGUUGUCGUCAAAGAGAUCGAGGCCAUGCUGCGCAUCGGCCUGGGUGGUUUGGGAAGAGUCGAUCUUGUGCUCGCCAAAUACACUUGUAUUGCUUUGCGGCGCAUGAUCCCUGGGCGCCAAGCCAAAUCAAAGGAAGUGGUUGGCAUCCCUAAACUCGCUAGUGACCACUCAGUGUUGGUGAGGUUAGUGGCCAUGCUUGAGAUCGAGACAGCCAGCAAGGAGUGGUACGGAGUCGCAGAACAUGCCCUCAACGCCAUUUACUCUUUAUCCAAACAUCCGGACGUUCUUUGCUCCGAUAUUCUUCGACGGAAGACCAGAUUCGUCUUCGCGCCACAUCAACGGAAAUCCUCUGUCUCUGUCAGCGGGGAAGAGGAGCAACAGCAGCGGUCUGGCACUACAACCAGCGAGGACCAGGAAUCCAAGCCCAAGCCAGCAUCUGCUGCGCUUUCGCAGCUACUGUACGUUGUUGGCCAUGUUGCAAUCAAACAGAUCGUUCAUUUGGAGCUGUGUGAACUCGACUUUAAACGGCGUAAAGUCGAACAAGAGAAGAACAAGGCAGCCACUGCACCUCAAAAUGAGGACGGUGCCGAAAAGGACGAACUGGACCUCAUUGGCGGUACGACUGAAGAUGACUUCCAAGACGCCAUGGCCCAUAUUCGAGAACGCGAGCUUCUCUAUGGGGCGAACUCCCUUUUGGCCAGAUUCGGUCCGCUAGUGGUGGAGAUUUUGGCCAACAACAACUCUUAUCCGGAUCGUGACCUGCAGGCCUCUGCGACUCUAUGUCUUGCGAAGCUCAUGUGUGUGUCUGCAGAGUACUGCGAGAAGAAUCUACCACUCCUCAUUACCAUUAUGGAGCGGUCCGAAGAUCCCAUCGUCCGUAGCAAUGCUGUCAUUGCACUAGGCGAUAUGGCUGUCUGCUUUAACCACCUCAUCGACGAAAACACAGAUUUCCUCUACCGUCGUUUGAAUGACGAUGAUGAUUCCGUCAAGCGCACCUGUCUUAUGACUCUCACCUUCCUCAUCUUGGCUGGUCAGGUCAAGGUCAAGGGACAGCUGGGCGAAAUGGCCAAGUGUCUGGAGGAUGAUGAUAAGAAGAUCGCCGAUCUAGCGCGCAUGUUCUUCACGGAACUGGCAACUAAAGACAAUGCUGUGUACAACCACUUUGUUGAUAUGUUCAGUUUAUUGAGCGCAGAGCCUAAUUUGGAUGAGGCAUCUCUGCGUCGCAUUGUCAAGUUUUUGAUCGGCUUUGUGGAGAAGGAAAAACACGCUCGUCAGCUCGCCGACAAGCUAGCUGCUCGACUUCCUCGAUGCGAAACGGAGCGACAGUGGAACGAUGUUGCAUAUGCCUUGUCACUUCUACCGCAUAAGAACGAGGAGAUCACCAAGACUGUCACUACAGGAUUCAAGGUUGUCAGUGCCGCAGCCUGA